Molecule: messenger RNA, 1115 nt
Organism: Symphalangus syndactylus (siamang)
Lineage: Eukaryota; Metazoa; Chordata; Mammalia; Primates; Hylobatidae
Gene: LSM10
Product: LSM10, U7 small nuclear RNA associated
Biological process (GO): mRNA 3'-end processing by stem-loop binding and cleavage
Cellular component (GO): cytoplasmic U snRNP body; nuclear body
Molecular function (GO): U7 snRNA binding; histone pre-mRNA DCP binding
Source: RefSeq, a predicted model, not a curated record
GUAGUUUCUCCGUGCCGCGGUGACUCGCAGAGCACUGACGCACUCUGCGCCCGGAGGACAGAGCGGCCCGGUCGCAGGCAUGGUUUCUCCGUCCUGCUGCAGCCGGCGGGAGGCAGCCAGUCCAGGUGCCCGCUAGCUUCGGCGGCGACCCAGACGGGGAAAGCGGAAGGAAUGUCGCGUGAUUCGUCAGGCUGCAGCCGGGUGGCUGGUCGUUAGGCCCUGGCCAGGGACCUAGCUCCCAGCCCCCCUCAUCACUGGCCUCGUCUGGCUUGCCACGCUCAGUGCCACACUGCACAGCCCUGGACGGGAUGCUGAGUGAGGUCGUAAAGAGAGAGCGUUCUACCCCCUUUAACUCAGGGUCUGAAAAUACGGGAUAGCAAGCAGGCAGCUGGUGUGGAAAAAUGGCGGUGAGCCAUUCGGUGAAGGAGCGGACCAUCUCUGAAAACAGCCUGAUCAUCCUGCUGCAGGGCCUCCAGGGCCGGGUAACCACUGUGGACCUGCGGGAUGAGAGCGUGGCCCACGGACGCAUAGACAAUGUCGAUGCUUUCAUGAACAUCCGCCUGGCCAAAGUCACCUACACGGACCGCUGGGGGCAUCAGGUCAAGCUGGAUGACCUCUUUGUGACAGGCCGCAAUGUCCGCUACGUCCACAUCCCAGAUGACGUGAACAUCACCUCGACCAUUGAGCAGCAGCUGCAGAUUAUCCAUCGGGUGCGGAACUUUGGUGGCAAGGGCCAAGGCCGGUGGGAAUUUCCCUCCAAAAACUGUAAGUGAGGCCCUCAGCCAGCCCUGGCCCCAACUCGGAGUCCUCCAGUGAUCUCCAGAGCCAGCUCCCUGCCCUCACACCCUGUCUGGAACCCGAGAAGAGGGCAGGGCCAGGCCAGAAUCUGGCGUCCAACAGACACCACCUGUCAAAGCUGCCUUUCACAGGGUUCCACCUCCCAGACUCACUCUGAGACCCAGAAUCCUAUCUACCUGUGGCCUUGGGGUAGGUGACAAUCCCCCUUUUUGAUGAUCUGAAUCUCUGACUUAUUGAUUAUGGAACCUGUCAAGUAGUUUUCAACUCUCCCAGUGAGGAUAAUUAAACAUGCUCAGCCUGAGCCACCUCUAGGUGUC